AUGAAUGGAUCUCGUCCUCAUCCUGCAGAAAUGUCUGGCGGUGACCUUGAUGGUGAUACAUUCUGGAUAAGCCGUCAUCCAGAUUUAAUAUUCAAAGAAAACGAAGAUCCAUUUGAUUAUCAAGAUCAAGAUUACGAAGCUAAUAAAAUGCAAACAAUGAAUGAUGUCCAACAUACGAUUGAAGAUGUUUGUAAUUUUUUUGGUGAAUAUAUUGCAGUUGACAACGUGGCUGUAGAUUUUGCCAAAAAAGAAAUCAAUGCCCCACAUCUUACAAAAGAGCUUCGUCCUCCACAGUAUCCACCUUUUAUGGAAAAAAACGACAAGCCAACGUAUCAUUCAAAAUCUAUUCUCGGUCAACUCUAUGAUAAAACUCCAUCCUAUAAUAGCGACAUACAUAUUAAUGAAGAAGAAGAAAUCAGAGCAACAUCAUCAUUUCCCUAUAAAUCGUUUCUUAUUGCUGGUUACAAAAACCAUAUAAAAGAUGCUCGAGUUAUAAAAGGUGAAUAUGACCGAGACAUAUUAAGAAUCAUGCGGCAAUAUGGUAUUCAAAAUGAAGCUGAAAUUGUAUCAGGUUGUCUUCUUAAAUUUACUUCAAAACAAUAUGCAAAAGAAACCAAAAUUUUCGAUUUAAAAAAAUGA
Rotaria sp. Silwood2 is the source of this 639-nucleotide messenger RNA. NCBI's taxonomy places the organism in Eukaryota, Metazoa, Rotifera, Eurotatoria, Philodinida, Philodinidae. The record is from the annotation of a GenBank genome assembly.